Molecule: messenger RNA, 7164 nt
Organism: Bactrocera dorsalis (oriental fruit fly)
Lineage: Eukaryota; Metazoa; Arthropoda; Insecta; Diptera; Tephritidae
Exons: 17
Coding region: 731-6865 (2044 amino acids)
Biological process (GO): regulation of DNA-templated transcription
Cellular component (GO): nucleus
Molecular function (GO): RNA polymerase II cis-regulatory region sequence-specific DNA binding; zinc ion binding; DNA-binding transcription factor activity, RNA polymerase II-specific
Source: RefSeq, a predicted model, not a curated record
AAAAAACUUUAGCGAAUUCGGUGCGAAAAUGUUGUAGCUAAUAUGAAAGCGACAAUGUAUGUCAUAAUUAUUUUUUUCUAUUGAUGGUUUGAUUAUAGACUCGCACACAUCUACUCCGAUUUAAUAGAUCCUAACUAAAAAUUAACAUUAGCAAUAGCAAAGUAUAGUCAAUUAUUAGAGUUUUGUGAGAUCAACAACGGAAAUUAUACAAAAAUUCUCUUCUCGUCAAUAUAAUAAUAAUCUAAUAUAUGGACAACAAAUAGACGCUCUGAAAAUUUUUAAUGAUGUGAAUAAAUUCUACCAAAGAUAAAUUGAUCUUAAAGCCACACAGAGUUGGAUUGAUAUUAUAACAGCGCUUAUAAUAAAAACAUUAUGUCAAAUCGGUUAUAGUAUAAUCAGCUGUCGUGGAAAUUAUCAGAUUAUUUCUUCCAUAAAACUUAAAAUUAUAUUGUAAACUUACUUCCAAAAUUUUUAAAAGUUAAAUAUUUAAAUGUACAUAGAUAAAAGUAUGUAUCCUGGACAAUUCCACCGAUAAAUGAUUGCACUCAAAUUCUUAAUUUUACGAAUCUAUCGAUAUAUUUUCAAUCUUACUACUUGAGUCAUCGAUAAGGUUACAUCACCCUGUUAAACUAUUAAUUAUAACUUUUAAACAAGUGGGACCACUGGCAUGUUGUAAACAAAUUGUUUUAUAGAAGUUGGCUAUUUUAUUUAAUAGACAAAAUAUAUUAAAAUGUUUAAUGAGACAUGUUGUUUACUAUGUUUGGAAAGUUCAAAGGAUCAAAUAGAUUUGAACUGCAAACAAGGUAUCGGUUUGAAUGGGCGAGAAGUGAUUGAAUUGCAUUUUAAAGAAGAGUUGGAUAUGAUGUCUCAAAUUGAAAUAAAAUUCAUUUGUCGAAAAUGUUGGGAUUUGGUAGAAACAUUUCAUAAAUUUUAUGAACAUGUGAAGCAAGUGCACCAGGAAGCGGCGAACACAUUGAAAAGUGUGACUUUAGAAGAGGAAAUCUUAGAAAUAAAAGAAGAAAUCAUAAAUAAUGACGACGCACAAGUUGAGCCAAGGCGUCGUAGGGGACGUCCUAAACGUCAAAGAGGAGCUGAAACUGUCGAAGUCUUUUGUGAGACUUCCAUACCACUGAAGGAAUGUCAAGUUAAAAUUGAAGAACUAAUAUUACCCGCCUCCAUGAGUCUCAAAGAUAUAUGUAAUCAAUCUGAGAUUGUUUCUGAAGUAUUAGAGGUUAAAGAUGAGUCCUUACUCGUAAAAUGUAUGGAUGAUUCUAUGUCGACAUUUAGUUCAGACUACGAAGAAUCGGAGAGUGAGAAUGAAGAAGAUAAACAAACAAAAAGAAAGUCUCGUAAAAUAAAUAAAAGAAAAGGUGUUAAUAAAAAAACUGCGGAAUCGGAUGAAUAUAUAGCAAAGAAAAAUUUUAAAUUUACUUGUUGCAUUUGUCAAACUUCAUUGGAAAACUUCAAACAUUUGAAAAGUCAUUUUCGUGAAGAGCAUCAAACGAGUGGUUAUGUGCUAUGUUGUGGUAAAAAAUUACCUGAACGCGGUUUACUAAUAGAUCAUAUUCAUGUUCAUGAAGAUCCUGACUAUUUCAAAUGUAAACAUUGCGGAAAGCGAAUGUCGGAGCGACGUAGCCUCGAUCUUCAUCUUCAAUAUGCGCAUGGAAAUCGGGAACGAGUACAUCGUUGUUCAAUUUGUUCUAAAGGAUUUUUCCGAGCAUCUUGUUUAAAACAGCAUUAUAAUAUUCACGUUACAGAAGAUCAAAAAACGGUACCGUGUUUAGAAUGUGGUAAAACCUUCCCAGACGACGUUGAAUUAAGAAAACACAUGCGUCUAACUCAUUUGAAUGUUUAUGUAAAAAUAUGUGAUAUUUGUGGUAUAUCAAUAAAGGGGCGCGAUGCUCUGGAACGGCAUCAGGCUGAGCAUGCAGGUGUACCACGAAAACUAAUAAAAUGUGAUCUAUGUGAUGCUGCGCUCACUACAAAAUAUGGCCUGGCACGUCAUAUGAAAACUAUGCAUACGGAAGAGUAUCAAACUCCGCAGGUCUGCCCAAUGUGUUCUAAAGUGUCACCGUCUCUGCAGGCUCAUCGUAACCAUAUAAAAUAUAUGCAUUCUUUACAAAGAAAACAUGUAUGCAAAUUAUGCGACAAGGCAUUUAAACGGCUUACCGAUUUCAAAGAGCACAUGGCCACGCAUACUGGAGAAGCUUUAUAUACCUGUAGUUUUUGUCCACAAACUUUCAAAUCUAAUGCCAAUAUGUACUCUCAUCGAAAGAAGAAACACGCUAAGGAGUGGGCAGAACAAUGCGCGUUGAAAAAAAGCUUAGCGGUACCCUUGAAGCAACCUGUUGUAACUGACUACAAAGCUAAUGAGUAUAAUCAAAUUGAUGUUGCUCCCACAUUAGCCAUUCUGUGGUCCAUGGAAAUUCCACCAAUGUCAAUUGGCUGUUUAAUACCCGAGCUUUUGCAUGAAUUUAGCUUAGAGGAUCAACUAUUUGCUUAUUACUACAAUGCUUUACAUUUAAUGCAAAAAGCUAACAACAAAUUUGGUCAAGAUUAUGUUAAUAAUAAUGCAUUCAGCAAAUGGUUUAUAACAGCGAAAUCGGCGCAUAAGCAAUUUCUUUUAGAAAAGCGUAAUAAUAAUUUUGAAAAUGCUUUCAUUUUCGAGGACUCUAAAAUACAUUAUAUACGUUUGGCACGCGAAAUUUCAAAUCAGCUCUCCGAUUCGUUAGUGCAAUUCGAUUACGGGCUGAUCACAUUAGGGCUUGCGCUAACCACAAUUGUGGUGCUCAAUGCGCUAUUGGCUUUUUGCUCGGCAACUGAUCGCGUUUUUAUUCAUGGCAAAGGCGCCUUCCUGUCCCUAUUAGCUUUCGCCGCAUGCAUAAAUAAAUGGUGCCAUUAUCAUGGGUAUUUCACGACUACUGGCACAAUGAGUACCGUUGUGAUAUUGCUGGCGAUAAUGGCUAGCGUUUAUAUGCUAAUAAAUAUAGCGAAUUUAUUAUUGCGACGAAUGCUCGCUAGCAAUAAUCUACAGAUCUCACUUCCUAAUCAAAUUUGGAUGCUGCUAAGCUGUUUACUAAUUCACACACUAACGCUGGCUUCUUCCUCAUUCAUCGAGAACGAGAAUAAAACUUGGCAUUAUCUUGGUGCUAGCGCUUUAAUUUUGCUUUGUGUGCAAAGUUUUCAAAAAGAGUUAUUGUCUUACAAGCUGGAUGCGUGUAUCAAUGGUGUGGCGCUGUAUAAAGUUCUUUUGCGCAAUUUACAAAAAUUACAGACAUCCUUUCUGAUAAUUGGUGGGUUGGGUAUUUUACACCGUUUAGACGGCGCAUCGUCUUAUCUAACGCAGGAAGCAACAAAAACAUGGUUAAGUUGCAUAUUCGUUGCGGGUUUGCUUCUAUAUGUGUUGUGUUUGCGCAAGCAUAAGCUCGUACAAACGCGUAAGGAGCUUGUGAUCUAUCUUAUUGCUGCCAUGCUGAUAUAUUGCUAUCGCGCUUCUAAGGGAGUGGUUUCCUCUGUGUUUGACACAAACUGUUGCAAACGCUCUGGCAAGUCCAUUGUAUUGGCUAUGGUUAUCACCACCAAAUGUGCCGCAGAUUUUGUGGGCCAAUCCAGCAAAUUAUACACAACAUCUUGUCGCCGAUUACACAAAAUGUCCAAUUCAUCAACCAGAAGCACUGUAGUAACACGCCGUGGUGCCGGUGUUGUGAAACUUAAACGCAUACCGUUGAUUUCGACAAACUCAAAUGGUGGUAAUUCAUCGUUCGCUUGUUUACGUUGCAGCAUACGUAUGACACCGGUAACGGUUGCUGUUUUACCCGUACCCGGUACACCAGAUACAUACAUACAACCGCCACAUUGGUCCUCUAUUUUACCUUCUAAAAAUGCGAAAACAUUGUCGAAUUCUUUUUCACGACAUGGCAGACUUUGUGGCACUACCGAUACGUGCAACCGCUCGCGCGCCAAUUGUAGAUCGGAUUUUUUUAUUUUUGAGGCUGUUGAAAUGGAGGAGGUGGGUCUGCUUUCCAUUGUUGGUGACAAUUCGCCGCUACGGAUCUUUUUAAGUUUUUGUGAUGGUGUCAUUGCCCCGGCUACUGCUGUUGUGGAAUUUCGGCGACGGAUUAUUGCCGCAUUUUUUAUAGCCGAUCGUUUGAUGUCGUUAUCAUCGCCCUUUGGUUUACGUUUUGGUGUUGAAAUCAAAUCCUCAUUGUUGAAGACGCGUUUUUCGACAACAUCAGAUAAUUGUAUACUCCGUUUUGCAGCCAUGGAGGCACGACGUUUUCUUACGCCCACAUUGCCAUCUGUCUUAUCCUUACGUGUUGAUGCACUCCUAGAAACACGUGGUGUCUUCUUUUCCUUAGUAUUUAUACUUGGCGAGUCCUCUGUGCAGCUCUUUUUUCUACCCCGGCUUUUUAUCGCACUCUCCGUCGGCGCUGUUGGAAUAUCGGUAUUCCAUUCUAAUGGCACAAUAUUUAACGCUUUUGAACAGUAUUUAAUACCACAUUCAAUACGGCGUUGGUACUUGCAUAUAAUGAGUAAUGCUAAUAUUUUAGCGGAGCUUAAGCCUUGUGGCUAUAUUUUGGCAACAAGGCAGUAUAAGUACUUUGCAUUAAAAUGCAUUCAUUGUGAUAAAAAAUAUGGCCACUGGUCAACAUUUUUACAACAUUUGAAACAAUUUCAUAAUGAAAUUGAAGAUGAGGCGCAUUGGCUUUUUGAAUGCACUGAAGAAACAUUAUCGACGUUCCGCGAACAAAGUGAGGAAUACCCCGUAGAGUGUCUGAGCGAAGCCCUACCUGCAAACGAAAGGGAAGCUCCUACUAUCGCUUUUCCAUUGGAAGGAAAAAAUGAUUUUGUUGAUAAUGAUUUCGGAAAUUUGUUUUCCGACAAUAAAAUGAACGAAGACGCCUUAGCGGAAGAGGGCAAAGUUGUGCUCUCAAAUAGAGAGGACUUGCCAUCCCCAACUAGUCGGUUUUUGAACGAAACCUUUGAAGAUCCGCAUGACCAAUUAAGUAAUUCUGUUACAACGGAAGAAAUCAAAAAUGUUACAGUUAAUUUAAAUAUUCAUCAUGAAGUCACCGUACAGCUUAUAACAAUAUAUAGAAAAUUUCCAUCAUUAUGGAUUUUGGAUAAAAAUGCAUCCAAUAAGAAGAAUGUAAAAUUUCAAGAAAUGCAAGAAAUGUUAAAAUCUCUUGCAACACAUAACGUACAUAUAUCUAUGGAUGAUUUAGAAGAGUAUCUGACACAACUUCAUUUACAAUAUUGUGAUAUAUCGAGAAGGUUAGAAGAAGGAAUAGAGAUUUCAGAUAUUGAAGAGAAAUAUUUCGAAAUGUGUGCAUUUUUGAAACCAUAUAAUAAACCACAUCUUGUUAUAACUGAAGAUGAAAGUGAGAAGUCUGAAACUUUGGAUGGAGAAGGUGAUAAGUUUAAUUUUAUAGGUGAUAAUGAUUUUAACGAAGGCUCACAAAGUGGAUAUGGCUCGUCCGAUGGCGAAGCAUUUCAAAGUAAAUUGAUUGAAACGCAAACACUUGUUAGGUUUUCGACACGUAAUAAAAUCACCUCUGAUUUUAUAAAAGGUCUCCGAGAACAGCCCUGUCUAUGGGAUUCGCAAGACCCUGCUUAUAAUGACCCAAAAGAGCGUUUACAAGCUAUAAAUAAGUUGAAAGAUUAUUUUCUUUCUAACUAUAGUAUACCCCUUACGGAGGCAAAAAUUACAACCGAAAUAAGACGUUUGUACAGCUUUUAUAAAAGAUGUGUAGUUACGCGGAACACCUUGAAUGCUAAUCGUCAAUAUUAUUAUGACAGCUGCGCAUUUUUGGCAGGUGCAGAAUUGGAUGAUGUACUCCUAAAACGCACUUACACAUAUCGUAAAAUUUCUUUUCAAACAGUUGACGAUUUUACUCUGGGCUUCAUUGAUUUCUGCGCCAUGCAUCCUGUAUUAUGGGACAAAAGCGAUCCUAAUUAUUCCGUAUUAAAUGUACGUCGACAGGCUUACGAAGAAAUCGCAAAGAAUUUACAACAAAUUUACAAUGUUGAAUUGAAUAAUGAUGAGAUUUACUAUGCAAUUUCUCGGCUUAAGCAUCAUUAUUAUACGCUGCAACGUAAGAAUCUACUAAACGGUUCCCUUAACAACCUGGAGCAAGAGUUUUUAGAGCGCUGUAGCUUUUUACCAACGUCAAAUAACAAUCUGCAAUGUCUGAUUUGUGAACGAAUAUUGCGGAGUUAUUCCACCUUACAAACACAUAUGCUAAAAGAGCACAAUAUUGGUGAACUACCACAUAAAUGUGAACAUUGCGAACAACGCUUCGAACGCAGAGCUUUGAAAGUUGAACAUGAAGUACGCGCUCAUACCAAGCAAUUUGAAUGGUUUUGCGCACAUUGUUCCAAAGGGUUUGCCACGCGUCGUGAUAUGGAAAUACACACAUUGGUUCAUACGGGAGAGCAUAAAUGCGUUUGCGAACAUUGCGGUAAAGGUUUUCGCCUGAAACAUCAAAUGACCGAACAUGUGAAGAUCAUGCAUGAACGUUUGAAACGCUUCAAGUGCACCAUGUGUCCAAAAGACUUCUUUCGAAAACGUCAACUUGACGAUCAUGUACGUGCACAUCUGAAUAUACGUGAUAAAAUUUGUAAUAUUUGUGGCAAAGGAUUUACCAGCAUACAUGGACUUUUCCGACACAAACAAUUACAUUCGGAUGUAAAGAAAUAUGAAUGCAAUAUUUGUGGUAAGCGUUUUCACCGUAUUUCCGGUUUGAAUUCACAUAAAAAACUGACGCACAAAAAGGCUAAACAACAAGAGAAUUUUUCAAAUAUUAUAAUAAGUGAAGAAGAAGAAAAUGAUACCGACGCUAACGAUUUAAUACCGACGUUAUAAGCUUUACUGAAGGAGACUGUCAUAGUCCAAUGGUUUACGAAUGUGUUCUGGAUACAUCUCUUGCAUAUUUGUAGACAUACCGUUUUGUGCGUUAUGUCACCUCCCUUUCACAUCAUCGACGAUUUCUAAACUUCUUUAUUUAUAUAUAUAUAUAUUAAUAAGUAUAUAUGUAUGUAUAUGAGGUACCAAAUGACUGUACUGUUGACCGGACAUCCAGAUGAAACUAGUAUACAUAUAUCUAUGUAUGUAUUUAUAAUUAUAUUUUAGUAAUAAAUCAAUAAUAAUUCGAUAAAUUUAAA